Molecule: messenger RNA, 679 nt
Organism: Lobosporangium transversale
Lineage: Eukaryota; Fungi; Mortierellomycota; Mortierellomycetes; Mortierellales; Mortierellaceae
Exons: 6
Coding region: 110-610 (166 amino acids)
Source: RefSeq, a predicted model, not a curated record
UGCAUAACAGAUUCCGUUUUCUUUUCUAUUUGGUUUGUGCCUUGUCCACGAUCCUUUGCCUUCAAGUCUGCUAGUUCAUGAGGAAAGGAGAAAGACAGACAGUGACAUCAUGAACAAUAGUGGAAAGAGCCAGAAGCCAUCGUUAGGAGAACAAACUUUAGAAAUAGAGCAGGACAUCGACGCACUCUCUCAAGCUAAUUAUGAAAGCAGCGAUAAGCUUUGUGAACCAAUGUACGCUGCUGCACAGGAAUUGGCUAAAGAGUUUAACGUAGAGUUCCUCUCUGCAAAAGCGGUCAAGGAAACACAGGCUCAAAUUCAAACAGUAGCUCUUCAAAUAGAUGGUGUCCGGACAGAGAUCAGUCAGAUCAAAGAACAGAUACCAACACUCAAUAGACAGACAAAGGAUCUAAUGGAGAGUGUGGACAUACUCGAUCAAAUGUAUAGACAGAUCGAUGAAUUGGCACUUCUAAUUGAAUUAGUUACCUCCUCUGUCCAUGAAGCCAAUAGUAGGGUGGAAGAGGCGGAGCGAGAAUUGACGUCAGUUGCGUUGCAGCCGCUUCAAGCCAUGUUAGAAUCACUCAAGAUGGGUCCGAAGAGCUUCCGAUCAUAGCGUUCAUGAAAGAAUUUUACAUUUUUAAGCUGAUAAAAAGAAGUUGACAAUUAGAGAACAUCCUGAUAU